UCCUCCGUCAUGUGUAGUUGUAGCCAAAUUAUUUAUGGUUGUUUCUGCCUCUGCUGUCGUUAUGAUGGAUGUCAGUGUUACUGCUUCUGAACUGUCUGUUGUGGCAGUGUCACUGGAUGUAGUGGCUGAAUCCAGUGAGGUUACUUCCACACCAGGUGUUGUUGUACAAUCAUGUGCUAUAGUUGUUUCUAAGACAGGUGUGGUUGUUCCUGCAUCCUGUGUUGUUGCUUCCCAGGUUGGUGAUGUUUUCUCUACCUCUAAUGUUGUGGGAAGACUGAAUGUUGUUGCUACUCCACCGUCUGUUGUACUGGCAUGGACACUAGAUGUUGUGACAACAUCUGGUGUUGUUUCUGAAACAGCUACUGUUGUAGCUUCUUCAUGUGUAGUUAUAUCCAACCUUUGUGUUGUUGUUCCUCCAUCAUGUGUAGUUGUAUCCAAAUUCUCUUUGGUUGUUUCUGAAACAGCUACUGUUGUAGCUUCUUCAUGUGUAGUUAUAUCCAACCUUUGUGUUGUUGUUCCUCCAUCAUGUGUAGUUGUAUCCAAAUUCUCUUUGGUUGUUUCUGCCUCUGCUGUCGUUAUGAUGGAUGUCAGUGUUACUGCUUCUGAACUGUGUGUUGUGGCAGUGUCACUGGAUGUAGUGUCUGAAUCCAAUGUUGUUCUUUCCAAAUCUGCUGUGGUUGUACCAUCGUGUGGUAUCGUUGUUUCUGAGACAAGGGUGGUUGUUCCUGCAACCUGUGUUGUCGGUUCCCAUGUCACUCCUGUUGUCUCUGGUUUGGAUGUUGUUGUGGGAAGAAUGAAUGUUGUUGCUACUACACUGUCUGUUGUACUGGCUUGGACACUAGAUGUUGUGACAACAUCUGGUGUUGUUUCUGAAACAGCUACUGUUGUAGCUUCUUCAUGUGUAGUUAUAUCCAACCUUUGUGUUGUUGUUCCUCCAUCAUGUGUAGUUGUAUCCAAAUUCUCUUUGGUUGUUUCUGCCUCUGCUGUCGUUAUGAAGGUUGUCAGUGUUACUGCUUCUAAACUGUGUGUUGUGGCAGUGUCACUGGAUGUAGUGGCUUGAUCCAAUGUGGUUACUUCCAUACCAGGUGUUGUGCCAUCGUGUGGUAUCAUUGUUUCUGAGACAAGGGUGGUUGUUCCUGCAACUUGUGUUGUCGGUUCCCAUGUCACUGCUGUUGUUUCUGGUUUGGAUGUUGUUGUGGGAAGAAUGAAUGUUGUUGCUAUUACACCAUCAGUUGUACUGGCAUGGACACUAGAUGUUGUGACAACAUCUGGUGUUGUUUCUGAAACAACUUCUGUUGUACCUGCUUCAUGUGUAGUUAUAUCAAACACUUGUGUAGUUGUUCCUCCGUCAUGUGUAGUUGUAGCCAAAUUAUUUAUGGUUGUUUCUGUCUCUGCUGUCGUUAUGAUGGAUGUCAGUGUUACUGCUUCUGAACUGUCUGUUGUGGCAGUGUCACUGGAUGUAGUGGCUGAAUCCAGUGAGGUUACUUCCACACCAGGUGUUGUUGUACCAUCAUGUGAUAUAGUUGUUUCUGAGACAAGGGUGGUUGUUCCUGCAACUUGUGUUGUCGGUUCCCAUGUCACUGCUGUUGUUUCUGGUUUGGAUGUUGUUGUGGGAAGAAUGAAUGUUGUUGCUAUUACACCAUCAGUUGUACUGGCAUGAACACUAGAGGUUGUGACAACAUCUGGUGUUGUUUCAGAAACAACUUCUGUUGUACCUGCUUCAUGUGUAGUUAUAUCAAACACUUGUGUAGUUGUUCCUCCGUCAUGUGUAGUUGUAGCCAAAUUAUUCAUGGUUGUUUCUGUCUCUGCUGUCGUUAUGAUGGAUGUCAGUGUUACUGCUUCUGAACUGUCUGUUGUGGCAGUGUCACUGGAUGUAGUGGCUGAAUCCAGUGAGGUUACUUCCACACCAGGUGUUGUUGUACCAUCAUGUGCUAUAGUUGUUUCUAAGACAGGUGUGGUUGUUCCUGCAUCCUGUGUUGUUGCUUCCCAGGUUGGUGAUGUUUUCUCUACCUCUAAUGUUGUGGGAAGACUGAAUGUUGUUGCUACUCCACCGUCUGUUGUACUGGCAUGGACACUAGAUGUUGUGACAACAUGUGGUGUUUCUGAAACAGCUACUGUUGUAGCUUCUUCAUGUGUAGUUAUAUCCAACCUUUGUGUUGUUGUUCCUCCAUUAUGUGUAGUUGUAUCCAAAUUCUCUUUGGUUGUUCCUGCCUCUGCUGUCGUUAUGAUGGUUGUCAGUGUUACUGCUUCUGAACUGUGUGUUGUGGCAGUGUCACUGUAUGUAGUGUCUGAAUACAAUGUUGUUCUUUCCAAAUCUGCUGUGGUUUUGCCAUCGUGUGGUAUCGUUGUUUCUGAGACAAGGGUGGUUGUUCCUGCAACUUGUGUUGUCGGUUCCCAUGUCACUGCUGUUGUUUCUGGUUUGGAUGUUGUUGUGGGAAGAAUGAAUGUUGUUGCUACUACACCGUCUGUUGUACUGGAAUGGACACUAGAUGUUGUGACAACAUCUGGUGUUGUUUCUGAAACAGCUACUGUUGUAGCUUCUUCAUGUGUAGUUAUAUCCAACCUUUGUGUUGUUGUUCCUCCAUCAUGUGUAGUUGUAUCCAAAUUCUCUUUGGUUGUUUCUGCCUCUGCUGUCGUUAUGAUGGUUGUCAGUGUUACUGCUUCUGAACUGUGUGUUGUGGCAGUGUCACUGGAUGUAGUGGCUUGAUCCAAUGUGGUUACUUCCACAUCAGGUGUUGUUGUGCCAUCGUGUGGUAUCGUUGUUUCUGAGACAAGGGUGGUUGUUCCUGCAACUUGUGUUGUUGCUUCCCAGGUUGGUGAUGUUUUCUCUACCUCUAAUGUUGUGGGAAGACUGAAUGUUGUUGCUACUCCACCGUCUGUUGUACUGGCAUGGACACUAGAUGUUGUUACAACAUCUGGUGUUGUUUCUGAAACAGCUACUGUUAUAGCUUCUUCAUGUGUAGUUAUAUCCAACCUUUGUGUUGUUGUUCCUCCAUCAUGUGUAGUUGUAUCCAAAUUCUCUUUGGUUGUUUCUGCCUCUGCUGUCGUUAUGAUGGAUGUCAGUGUUACUGCUUCUGAACUGUCUGUUGUGGCAGUGUCACUGGAUGUAGUGGCUGAAUCCAGUGAGGUUACUUCCACACCAGGUGUUGUUGUACCAUCAUGUGCUAUAGUUGUUUCUAAGACAGGUGUGGUUGUUCCUGCAUCCUGUGUUGUUGCUUCCCAGGUUGGUGAUGUUUUCUCUACCUCUAAUGUUGUGGGAAGACUGAAUGUUGUUGCUACUCCACCGUCUGUUGUACUGGCAUGGACACUAGAUGUUGUGACAACAUCUGGUGUUUCUGAACCAGCUACUGUUGUAGCUUCUUCAUGUGUAGUUAUAUCCAACCUUUGUGUUGUUGUUCCUCCAUUAUGUGUAGUUGUAUCCAAAUUCUCUUUGGUUGUUCCAGCCUCUGCUGUCGUUAUGAUGGUUGUCAGUGUUACUGCUUCUGAACUGUGUGUUGUGGCAGUGUCACUGUAUGUAGUGUCUGAAUCCAAUGUUGUUCUUUCCAAAUCUGCUGUGGUUGUGCCAUCGUGUGGUAUCGUUGUUUCUGAGACAAGGGUGGUUGUUCCUGCAACUUGUGUUGUCGAUUCCCAUGUCACUGCUGUUGUCUCUGGUUUGGAUGUUGUUGUGGGAAGAAUGAAUGUUGUUGCUACUACAACAUCUGUUGUACUGGCAUGGACACUAGAUGUUGUGACAACAUCUGGUGUUGUUUCUGAAACAGCUACUGUUGUAGCUUCUUCAUGUGUAGUUAUAUCCAACCUUUGUGUUGUUGUUCCUCCAUCAUGUGUAGUUGUAUCCAAAUUCUCUUUGGUUGUUUCUGCCUCUGCUGUCGUUAUGAAGGUUGUCAGUGUUACUGCUUCUAAACUGUGUGUUGUGGCAGUGUCACUGGAUGUAGUGGCUUGAUCCAAUGUGGUUACUUCCAUACCAGGUGUUGUGCCAUCGUGUGGUAUCGUUGUUUCUGAGACAAGGGUGGUUGUUCCUGCAACUUGUGUUGUCGGUUCCCAUGUCACUGCUGUUGUUUCUGGUUUGGAUGUUGUUGUGGGAAGAAUGAAUGUUGUUGCUAUUACACCAUCAGUUGUACUGGCAUGGACACUAGAUGUUGUGACAACAUCUGGUGUUGUUUCUGAAACAGCUACUGUUGUAGCUUCUUCAUGUGUAGUUAUAUCCAACCUUUGUGUUGUUGUUCCUCCAUCAUGUGUAGUUGUAUCCAAAUUCUCUUUGGUUGUUUCUGCCUCUGCUGUCGUUAUGAUGGAUGUCAGUGUUACUGCUUCUGAACUGUCUAUUGUGGCAGUGUCACUGGAUGUAGUGGCUGAAUCCAGUGAGGUUACUUCCACACCAGGUGUUGUUGUACCAUCAUGUGAUAUAGUUGUUUCUGAGACAAGGGUGGUUGUUCCUGCAACUUGUGUUGUCGGUUCCGAUGUCACUGCUGUUGUUUCUGGUUUGGAUGUUGUUGUGGGAAGAAUGAAUGUUGUUGCUAUUACACCAUCAGUUGUACUGGCAUGAACACUAGAUGUUGUGACAACAUCUGGUGUUGUUUCAGAAACAACUUCUGUUGUAGCUUCUUCAUGUGUAGUUAUAUCCAACCUUUGUGUUGUUGUUCCUCCGUCAUGUGUAGUUGUAGCCAAAUUAUUUAUGGUUGUUUCUGUCUCUGCUGUCGUUAUGAUGGAUGUCAGUGUUACUGCUUCUGAACUGUCUGUUGUGGCAGUGUCACUGGAUGUAGUGGCUGAAUCCAGUGAGGUUACUUCCACACCAGGUGUUGUUGUACCAUCAUGUGAUAUAGUUGUUUCUGAGACAAGGGUGGUUGUUCCUGCAACUUGUGUUGUCGGUUCCCAUGUCAUUGCUGUUGUUUCUGGUUUGGAUGUUGUUGUGGGAAGAAUGAAUGUUGUUGCUAUUACACCAUCAGUUGUACUGGCAUGAACACUAGAUGUUGUGACAACAUCUGGUGUUGUUUCAGAAACAACUUCUGUUGUACCUGCUUCAUGUGUAGUUAUAUCAAACACUUGUGUAGUUGUUCCUCCGUCAUGUGUAGUUGUAGCCAAAUUAUUUAUGGUUGUUUCUGUCUCUGCUGUCGUUAUGAUGGAUGUCAGUGUUACUGCUUCUGAACUGUCUGUUGUGGCAGUGUCACUGGAUGUAGUGGCUGAAUCCAGUGAGGUUACUUCCACACCAGGUGUUGUUGUACAAUCAUGUGCUAUAGUUGUUUCUAAGACAGGUGUGGUUGUUCCUGCAUCCUGUGUUGUUGCUUCCCAGGUUGGUGAUGUUUUCUCUACCUCUAAUGUUGUGGGAAGACUGAAUGUUGUUGCUACUCCACCGUCUGUUGUACUGGCA
Messenger RNA from Pygocentrus nattereri (red-bellied piranha), 5362 nucleotides. RefSeq lists its product as uncharacterized. The record is from RefSeq and is a predicted model, not a curated record. Bases 35 to 1060 code for a protein of 341 amino acids. Lineage: Eukaryota; Metazoa; Chordata; Actinopteri; Characiformes; Serrasalmidae. The transcript has 2 exons.